Molecule: messenger RNA, 240 nt
Organism: Phialemonium atrogriseum
Lineage: Eukaryota; Fungi; Ascomycota; Sordariomycetes; Cephalothecales; Cephalothecaceae
Product: ribosomal protein L37ae
Exons: 4
Coding region: 1-240 (79 amino acids)
Biological process (GO): translation
Cellular component (GO): ribosome
Molecular function (GO): structural constituent of ribosome
Source: RefSeq, a predicted model, not a curated record
AUGUCUAAGCGAACCAAGAAGGUCGGCGUGACCGGCAAGUACGGCACAAGAAUCUCUCAGCACGCCCGGUACACCUGCACUUUCUGCGGAAAGAACUCUGUCAAGAGACAAUCGACCGGCAUCUGGGGCUGCAGGAGCUGCAAGCGCGUGACUGCUGGUGGUGCCUACACAGUUUCUACUCCGGCUGCCGCCGCCAUGCGGUCGACACUCCGACGACUGAGGGAGAUUGCGGAGGUUUGA